AUGGUUUACUACUUUCAGUCCACAGUCGUGGACCCUCCUGCAUACAUCUACGUCGGUAAAGACAAAGUGGAAAAUGAGGACCUGAUCAAGUUCGGCUGGGAGGAAGACGUGUGUGCUCACGUCUAUCUUCGGAUGAAACAAGGAGAUUCAUGGACGUCAAUACCGAAAGAGCUCCUUGAAGAUUGCGCACAGCUGACGAAGGCUAAUUCGAUAGAAGGCAACAAGAAAGACAACGUCACCAUUAUCUAUACACCAUGGUCAAAUCUACGCAAGGACGCCUCGAUGGCAACAGGUCAGGUAUCAUUCCAUGACCCUAAGAUGGUCAGAAAGAUACAUGUACCAGCGAGACAGAACCCGACAGUCAACAGACUGAACAAGACCAAGGUCGAGAAGUUUCCUGACCUGUAUGCUGAGCGUGAGGCGGAUCAGAGGGAGAAGCGCAAGGCUGAGCGACUUGGACGUGAAGCGCAGAAAGCCAAGGAUCGACAGGAGAAGGUAGAACGGGAGCAGAAGAAGUGGCAGAAGGAUCACGCGUACGACGAUAUGUUUCGUGAAGAGAACAUGAUCAGCAAUGAAGACCGGGACGCUGGGUUUUAUGAGGACGACUUUAUGUAG
This is a messenger RNA of Lithohypha guttulata, 615 nucleotides long. RefSeq lists its product as uncharacterized. The record is from RefSeq and is a predicted model, not a curated record. Bases 1 to 615 code for a protein of 204 amino acids. Lineage: Eukaryota; Fungi; Ascomycota; Eurotiomycetes; Chaetothyriales; Trichomeriaceae. The transcript is spliced from 4 exons.